This is a messenger RNA of Acaulospora morrowiae, 147 nucleotides long. NCBI's taxonomy places the organism in Eukaryota, Fungi, Glomeromycota, Glomeromycetes, Diversisporales, Acaulosporaceae. The record is from the annotation of a GenBank genome assembly.
CUUGGUAAAGAUCCUUCUCCGUACCCCCUAUUCCCAAUACCCGACAUUUCCCACCCCUAUAGUCCACAAGACUAUAAAAGAAAAAAAUUAUUAUUUAGGCUAGUGAUUAAACUGGUAGCUAAUGUCAGCAUUUGGAAUUAUCUCGAU